Messenger RNA from Salvia miltiorrhiza (redroot sage), 2126 nucleotides. Its product is annotated as salviol synthase-like. The record is from RefSeq and is a predicted model, not a curated record. The transcript is spliced from 2 exons. The coding region runs from base 377 to 1900 and encodes 507 amino acids. Lineage: Eukaryota; Viridiplantae; Streptophyta; Magnoliopsida; Lamiales; Lamiaceae. Gene Ontology annotation, molecular function: heme binding; monooxygenase activity; iron ion binding.
UUAACAAAAACAAAGAAAAUAAAAAUGCAAGGAACCUGAUUGGGCGGUGAAUAGACGCGCCGCUCUAUGAGCCCGGUGCAGAAAUGGGAGGCGGGCUCGCGAGCCGGAGAAGCGGCAAUGGGGGCAGGCGCGGAAUCAGGGGGCUCGAGUCAAUUUUCAAGCCCCCAUUGCGGAUGCUCUAAGUUUUUUAAUAUAAAGUGUAAAAUGUUUAGUAUGAAUUAUCUUAAUGGACAAUUUUUAUUUAACCUAUUUCAAUUUGGAUACUUUUGAAGUUGGCUCUUUUAUAUUUGUAUCUAUACUUUCCUAGCUAUUAGUAUAUGAUUUUGAUUAGAAGAGUGUGUUUCGUCUAUAAAUACCCUGCAGCCGAGCUGAAAUAAUGCACCACAUCCUGACCAUGGAGAUCCCCGUUCCAUCUCUAGUGUUAUGCAUCUCAUUCAUGUUGUCCACUCUCAUACUCUUGAAAAUCAUAAGAAAAUUAUUGGAAACCAAAGAUUCAAAUGGAAAAUUCCCUCCGGGGCCAUGGAAGCUGCCCUUGAUCGGAAACAUACACAAUCUGGUGGGCGAUGUUCCUCAUCGCGCGCUUCACCAGCUUGCCCAGAAGUUGGGCCCCAUGAUGGGCCUUGAGCUUGGUGAAGUCUCUGUUGUCGUCAUUUCCUCUGCUGAUGCUGCCAAGCAGAUAAUGAAAACUCACGACAUCAACUUCGCGUCGCGGCCUCCCAUCAUAACAGCGGAGAUAAUCAGCUAUGGGUGCACCAGCAUCACCUUCAGCCCUCACGCCGAUUACUGGAGGCAGCUCCGCAAACUCUGCACCUUGGAGCUUCUCAGCAACAAACGUGUUCAGUCGUUCCGAUCGCUGCGAGAGGAAGUGUUUGCUGAUCUCAGCCGCUGGAUUGCGUCCAUGGAGGGGUCGUCCAUCAAUCUCACGGCGGAGCUCUACAACUCCACUUACGCUCUUAUUUCACGAGCCACACUUGGCGACCACACUAAGCAACAUGAGGCUUUGCUACCCAUUCUCAAAGAGGUGAUGGAAUUGUCCGGGGGAUUCGAUAUUGCAGAAUGGUUUCCUUCAAUCAAAGUGCUUCAGAGGGUGAGUAGGUUGAGGAGAAGAGUCAUGGCUUUACACAAAGAAGCAGACAAGAUACUUGAAGAUAUAGUCCGUCAGCACAGAGCUGUGAAGGUGGAGGGGCAUGAAGAUUUGUUGGAUGUUCUUCUCAGAGUUGAGGAACAAGGACUUGAACUUCCUCUUACAACCGAUAAUAUCAAGUCUGUUCUCGUGGAUAUGUUGGGUGCUGGAAGCGAGACAUCAGCGACAACCAUGGAUUGGGUGAUGGCUGAAAUGCUGAAAAAUCCAAGAGUCCUUGAAAAGGCACAAGAAGAGGUGAGGAAGGUAUUUGAUGAAGAGGGAUUCGUUGACGAAUCGCGCAUUCCUCAACUCAAGUAUAUGAAGGCAGUAGUGAAGGAGACACUGAGGAUGCAUCCGCCGCUGCCUCUUUUACUCCCAAGAAAAUGCGGCGAAACAUGUGAGGUGAAUGGAUAUGAGAUAAGGGCAGAGACCAAAAUCAUAGUGAAUGCAUGGGCUGUGAACAGAGACCCCAAAUGCUGGGAAGAUGCACACAGCUUUAAACCAGAGAGAUUUAUGGAUAAUAUGGUGGAUUACAGGGGAAAUCAUUUUGAAUAUAUCCCAUUUGGUGCGGGAAGGAGAAUGUGCCCUGGCAUGACGUUCGGAUUAGCCAAUGUUGAGCUGCCGCUGGCAAUGUUUCUGUAUCAUUUCGAUUGGAAAUUAGGUGGUGGGAUGAAACCUCAAGAGAUGGAUAUGGCUGACGGGACUGGCGUCACAUCUAGAAGGAUCAAAGAUCUGUGCGUUGUUCCACUUAUCAAAAGACCUUUGUCAACCAAAUAAUCAACAAGCUGACUUGCUCAAAUAUAUAGAAAUAAUUAGUGUUUCCAACAGCUGAAUAAAUGAUCAAGUAUCUGUGUGUUGAUCAUAUUUUGCUUUCUGUUGUUUGUGUUAUAGUUAUAGACUACUUCCCACGUUUAUUUUGAAACAUGUUAAAGUUACAAACUGAAACAAGUUAUAAUUGCACUUAAUUUCAAUCUCAAAUUUUGGAGUUUGGUGCAGACUGAAU